UUCUCUCGUUGUUCGCGCGUGCAUCAAAAAUAUUUUGCGUAAUCGCUGCGUGGCUUUCAGUGGACGUGGAAACGACGAAGAACAGGACUUGAAUUCGGCAUUUUCGCUUCAGAAUUAUCCGAGAGAAAAUAAUAAUUUUAUGAUAACACCCGCGUCUCUUCUAUCGUGAUUCUGGUGGACUCGAUCGUGGAAUGCGAGGGCAGCGACAUUAUCAUCGAGGGCAUCGUGAAAGCUAAGGACUCGGUUUGAUCAUAGCUAGGAAACGCUAAGGAAUAACUGCUGAUUACUGUAGUGAAAAGGCAUAGUCGUACGUGACAAUAUGGAGGAAAGGCGAGUCGCGUGACGCAAGGACGCUGAAAGACGCGUUCUCGUGCUACUGUUUGGGAAAGGAGCUUGGUGGAAUUUCUGAAAAGUGGAUUUUACGAAAGGAUUUUGUCGGUUGGGAACUAUGCAACGUACGAGAGACGAACGAGGAUUCGAUAUGCGGCUCAAGGAGGCUGUCAUCUCGAUACCGCUGCAUUCUGGAGGAUUGAACAACAAUCAGUUACGUAGGAGCGACCAGAGCCAGCCGAUCGUCGAGGAGAUCGGAAAUCGUAACGGAACUUCGUCGACGACCGUAGAUACGGUCGCCAGGAGCCACCAAAUCAACACCGAAUUCGUUGUGGAAGUUGCACAGGAUUUUCGCGUCGCCGAAGACACGACCACGUGGUCCUCGUUCGCCAUCACCCGCGAAAACGUGCAAACCAAUAGCUCGAACAACGAGACCAGCAACUUGAACAACAACCUGACAGUUCCGAGAAUCUGUAGGAACAGUUCCGUGGAGAGUUUGGCCGACUACGAAGGGCGUAACUCCUCUCACGAAGACUCGUCCCACGAGUUGACACCGUCCGAGUGGUCUGACUGGUCCGAGGAGGGAAAUUUGCCUUCAGGUUGCCGCGGUAUCGUCAACCCUAACUAUCCUGGCUUUCAACACCUGGCGCCUUCUCUUCUAUCGGACACAGAUCUGACAGAGGAUGAACAUGAGAGCUGUCCCGAUUAUACAAGGUUGAACGACAUCGACACCAGACCAACUGAGAACGACAACGAGUACAACAACAACGUUGAAGACAGCAUCAAUCAUUUGUGCGGUCAAAGGAAUGAGAGGAAGAUUUUUUAUGAGAAACCUAAGUUCAAUAUACAGACUGUAACAUCUUUGUACGAGUCGGUGGUGCCGCCAUCGGAGAAAUGUAUAAACUACGUGAAAAGCGUUGAAGACUCUAGAACGGAAGAAAAGAUCCUCACGCCGAAAUCGGAUAUCGUGAACAGCGUGGUUGAGGCGGAGACGCAUUUGACGGUGCUAGAACCGGAGGAGGCGCUUGCUAACACAGUCGCAGAGGACAUUACGGAAUUGUCGGAGGCAGUGUUGGAGAAGAACCAGGAACGGGAGAUUCCGGUCGAGGUCGAGAUCGUCGAACUGACGACUAGCGUCAAGGAGAUCCUCCAAUUUCCGGAGAUCGAGGAAAUACCAGACUCGGGGAAGACUAGCGAGGUCGGUGAGACAGAGGAUAUCGUGGUGGAGCACAUCGACCUGAUACGCGAGGCAAAGGAGUUGCCUCACCAGGCCCGUUCCAAAAUAGGCAACCGUCAGACGGCCACGUCGAGCGGCUCCGCCGACGACGACUCGGAGAGCAAUACCGACACUGACAGUUAUCCGGAGGAGCAGCCCACCUACACGAAGCUCGAGGAGAUUGAUCUGCUCUCGAGCAUCGGCCGUGAUAUCGGGGUCGAUCUCGAGAAGUACGUGCAACCGGUACCAGACGUGGUCGCUAUGGAGGCACUGGAUCCUAUUCACUCGUCCACGCGAUCCUCUGUUCCCACGAGCAAUAUGACGAAAGACGACAUGCAAGAUACGAAUAAGCUAUUGGACCGUGAUCUUCCGGAAGCAUCGGGCGCGGAUACCAAGAAGAAAGAAAAAAUGGUCAGGAAUCAAGCGAAACGCAGACAACAGCAACAACAGCAACAGCAACAGUUGCAACAGUUAAGAGCGGCGAACCCACAGAAACGUCCGGACAAGAGAAGAGCUGAUGCAGACAAUGGACCAGGUGGCUUCGACGUCUACAAUAUCGAGACAGCGAUGCCAAAGAUCGAUCUGGAUGCGAUCGAAUCUCACCUGAGAGCUGCACGCGAAGAAGAACGACGAGAUGACGAUAAAGUGACCGAGAAGGAACAGCCAAAGUCGGAAGGAACGACUUUAUUGCUACAGAAGCCCGACGAAACAAAAGAUGUUGAAAGGGAAGAUCUCGUUAUGCGAUUCGAUAGAGUAGCGCGAGGAGAACCGGACGAAACUUUUCAGCGGCGAAAUGAUCGCGAAGAGAUACGAAGGAGAUUGGCAAUGGGUCCAGACGCUGAAGACUUGCGCGCUGAACGCGGAAGAAAACCGAGUCUCCAGUCGCGGCUUCAAAGCGGGAUGAAUCUGCAGAUCUGCUUCAUGAACGAAACACCCUCGGACACGGAGUCUCCGUGUUCAGAGAACGAUGCAUCCCCUGGAUCCACGCCGAGCCUACUGAACUCGAAGCAACAACAGAAACAACAAAUGCCAGUCAGACCUCAAGUGCUGAGCCUUCCACCUUUGAGACUAGAUAGCGGUUUGAAUUCAGCACCGAUCGACGAGGCCGACUUCUUCGCCAGACAGGCCAGAUUGCAAACCGAGGCACGGAUGGCCCUGGCACAGGCCAAAGAAAUGGCGCAUAUGCAGAUGGAAGUGGAGAGGCAAAGGCUAAAACAAAGUCCCAUUACCGAGAUGGUGCGAUCUAGCCUCGAAAAAGUUGGCGUUCAGCUAGGUGAGGAUAGGCGCAGAUUGUCUCGAGUACUUUUAACGGAGCUAAAUGUCGCGCAACUUCAAGUAGUCGCGAACGAUUUGCAUGCAAGAAUCGCUGCUCUGAACGAGGCUCUGGUCGAAGGACUUUUGAGAAGAGACGACUUACACAUGGAACAGGAUUCGAUGCUCGUCGACGUUGAAGAUCUCACUCGAUAUCUCUUCUGCUGCGUUCACAUGCACAGAGGUGCCAAGCAGGAGUCACUGAAGAAAAAGCAGAACGCGAGGGAGCAGCAAACAACGAGCAGAAGUCAUCAACAAGUAAACGCAGGGCAGAACAAGUCGUCGAUGAAGCCAAAGCUUACGCACCGCGGUCUAGUUUCGUUGGUAAGAAAAUAAUGCCUCGCCACGAGACUGCGUAGUCUCGUUGGCAAUUAAGCGGGAAUUAAGGAAUUACUAUUUAUCUGGUACAUAGCACAACAUCCGGAGAACACGAAUACGUUAGAUUAGAUCUGCUCGAUUCGACGUUCGAGCUCUAGCUCGUGAAUCAUACUGAUCUGGACGAGAUGCGAUAUGAAUUGCGCCGCGUUCGGCGGACAACCGAAAUUCCGAUUGCGAUUCCGAAGUCGAUGCUCGGAUUCAUUCCCUCUUCCAUUUGGAAGAGCAACCAGAAAUUGUAUUACGGAGAGAAAGAGAAAUGAAUGUUUCGAGGCAACGGUAGAAAAACGAGUAGUUUUCUCUUAUCGCGCGGGAAAAGAAGUUAUAGCAAACAAAUACAAUCGUUUUCUUCUUCCUUAAUGGAGAUUCAAAGAUAUACCGUAGUACGUAUCGCAACGAAGAAUCCUCUUCUUCCCUGUUUGAUAAAUGUGUUUUCGACAGGGAAGAAGGGCAUCUUUUUCCAAAGUUUUUACAGCUUUGUCGUUAUCAGCAUAAAAGCUAGAGUAAUAUGUAAAUACGUACACCUCCGUUCGUAAUUAUAUAUACCUAUGUACAUAUUAAGACAUUUACGGAUAAUAAGGUAAAUCCGAAGAAUUAUUAGAAAACUAUUUUUCUCUCAUCCAUGCUUGCCACGCAUGCAUUUCUUCGAUCGUUACCUAAACUUUAAUCGAUUCCAAUAUUUAUAUUAUUAUUCCUUUUAUCAUUGUUAUUUGUUGUUAUUUAGUUGUACGCGUUAUCGGUAAUUCCAUAAACCGAAUCUAGACUUUGACAAACUUCCCUGAAUUAUCUACUUGAUCGUCUCAUCAAAUUUGUUCAAUCGGUGAUUCAUCGAGACCAACAUAUCGCUUCUUGACAUUAGCGACCUAUCGCACAACUUGGAAAAUAAAAAUUGUUUGUAACUUACGUUCAUCAGUUUGUACCAUGUUGUAUACAGGUUACGCAAAUAUGUGACGUAUUACGUUUUCGUAAUACGAUGUAUUUAAGUAUUUCUGUACCAUAGUUUUGUAAGAUCUUGUUAUUUCUGUUCGAUGCUGUUACAACGUGACUACUAACUAAAUUUUUACUCCUCGGGCUAUUCUUUUUACUUUGUCUAAAUUUACUUAAUUCUCGCGUGACAAAUUGAGAUAGAGUUGUAUACCGUUUCACGCGAUAGAAUUUAUUACGAAUAAAAGCAAAAAUUAAUUUUCUUUUUUUUUCUUUGUGCCACUAUCUGCGUCGAUAAGCGAUAUGAUAAUUCGUCGUAUAUUGAAAUGUCAAUCGGUGACAUAUUAUUUCCAAAUAAUUUUAUAACUUUCUCAUAUGUUUUAUAGCGCGCAAUGUCUUAUUAUGUAAAGUUUGAUUCCAUAUCUUUCACGAAUACACAAUACUGAUCGAUUAAUCAUUUCCUUGAUUAAUUGACUAAUUGAAUUAUCGUGUUUUAUACGAAGUCAUUAGGUAUUCUAAUAUUUAUGAACGGGGAUACAUGUACGUGUAUAUAACAUACAUAGCCAGAAAAAAUAGCAACGAGUAACAGAUUCCCUUAGUUAAUCCACCUAUCUUAUGUUCGAUGCAGACAAACGAUACAUUAUUACACGUAGUUGCAAUCGCAUUCUGUGCGGUUCGACAGCUUCGUACAUACAUACACGUAUGUUUUCAAUGUUUUUUCAAUGUGGUUUCAAUGUGGUUUCAAUGUGGUUUCAAUGUGGUUUCAAUGUGGUUUCAAUGUGGUUUCAAUGUGGUUUCAAUGUGGUUUCAAUGGUGGCUGGAUUCUCAAACCAUGAAUCGCGAUUUCUUACAAAAGUACAAAUUGUUUUUUGCAGGGCUUCUUCCAGCGUGAUUAUUUUUAGUUUUAUGAAACUUGCUUCUAGAAACACACAAUUCGCCACAAUGAUAUUUAUUAUAUUAUUAUCAUUAUUAUCAUUAUUGUCACUAUUACAUAUAUUAUUAUGGUAUGCUCGAUCAUAGUUGAUCACGAAUCGUGUUCUGAACUGAUUCUACUACGGGCAAUCCGUCAAUAUGCCAUUCUCUAUUUUCUAGCUCCUGUCUGUUGCAUAUAGCAUUUGUUUUGUAAGUUAUCCAAUUCCCUGGUCUUAUUAUUGUCCGUUCCAAUCUUCUUGCCAGCGUCAUUUAAUCUCGUGGUAAUCACUAGUGGCAAUUCGAUAUUUAGGUAGUUGACUUUUACUAUUUUUGUUGUAUUUUUGAUACAUAUGUGGAUAAAUUGUCUUUGCGGAAGAGUUUCUCUAGUACUUGUUACUAAUUACUUGGCUUAAUUCGGUUGCUGUUGCUGAGUUAUUAAUUCCAUAUCCACGGUUAUCCAGUUUGCCUUUCUUUAUUUCAGCGAACCAGUUUCUUUUCGAGUCUCGGUGUUUCUCUGUCCAAUUUUUUCGGUAAUUCUUCGAGUGUCUACUUUUAGAUACCCUAUGUUCAUCCAUGUUCGUUAAUUUUGUCCAGUAGUUUAACGUUUCGCCCGCCGCCCUUCUCCCCCCUCCCCCUCCCCCUCCCCCCUCCCCCACUCGGGCCUCUUUUCAAAGUUUGAUGCUCCAAGUGCAUUCUUCCAGUUCCUAACCUCAACAUACAUCGGUGCAUCCUGAUGUGCUACGAGAUAUACAGUUGACACAAUUUUCAGGAGACUCGAUUGCACUCGUUCCAUUUUCGUAUUCAUUUCAUGUUUCACGUAGCUUUACUACCGUGUCCCAGCUAUUAUAUUUUGUCGUUACUAAUGGUUUCCAAGUCGUGCCUGCUGCGACUAUUGCCCUAGUUGUAAAAUGUUUUAUUGCCGUAUGAAACAUGGCUGACUUUGAGAAUGAUAUUCUUACGUAGGUGUAUAGACGUCUACCUUUUCUACGUUUUGGCCUUUGUAUUUCGUUUUUCUGCUUCCUACUUUUCCAUUUGUUCUUCUUAAUACUAAUAUUUUAGUUUUCUACUCGUUCACUUCGAAUCUGUUUUUUCUAGAAUAGUUCCGUAGUCGGUGUUUUCAUUUUUUCUUCGCACAACUUGUGUCCACAAUUGAUGAGGUAUUUGUCGAUGUCGGAUAACAUGAGAAUAUUUAUUACAUUGCCCGGUGAAAGAUAUCCUUUUAUGCAAACGUGACGAGGAAACUUCACAUGUACUUAUAUCGUAUAAAGAAUUUGGCACUUUUCAUGAUUUAUAAUAAUUAUUCAUUCUCAUUUUUCUUUUUUUUUUUUCUCUUUUUUUUUUCUUUUUUUUUGUAGCAAAUAAUAAAAUUCGAAAAGUAUUAUUCACCAAUUCGGCGAAAGCAUAAUUCGACGCAUAGAGAAUAAUUGGUUUAAUGUUAAAUAGCAUCAAAUUAUAACAAAGAAUGAUUUUUAAAAAUUUGUUAACACCCGUUUUAUGAAAACUCUCGUUCCCUCGCUUUUCUAUUAAUAUUCCACUAGCUUAAUCUUACGUAAUUUAUAAUCAUUUGUAUCCAUGUAUAAAAUUGCCGAGUCGCACAGCGUCAUAAGUACAAAAUCACAAUGAGCGCGACGUUUCAUCGUUCGUUUGCAUCGGAGUUUGAUCGCCCUGGAUCGAAACGAAUGAAAUUGGAUCGUUUAUGUAGCCGGUUAAGUACAUACCUCCUUUUCUACUCUGGUUAAAACUUGCGGCCAUGCAUGCACGUGUUUGCCGAACGUAUCGCCUUUAUAUAUACAUACAUGUAAUAGCGUUUUAAACGAUAGGCAGAUCUCUUCUCUGUGUUAUAAAUAAAGGACACGGGCCAGCUACGAAGGCUCGAAUAGGCGAAUAUUUGCUACAUACAUCUUUCGUCACUAACGUCAUCGCUACACGUACGAUGGAACACUGAUUUUUUGUUCUCCGCAGUCGAGGAUAUUUCUUUCUCUCUCGACGUCUUCCAAUCCCAUAAAUCGACUCAACCGACUGUUUCAUUAACGAAUUGAUAGCGUUUUCUGGCGUUUACAGCGGAGAUCGUGAUAGGAACGAUGAUCAUAAAUGUGGUCGUUUGGAACUGAAUUCUUGCUGCUCUACAAUCGAUUCACCGAAAUCUAACGGUAGAAAAACAAUCAUUGUUUUAUAAUAUUUAAUUAUUUGAAGAUUCGAAGCGUUGUCUCGUUUGUGCUAUUGACGUAAAUACGGAUAGAACAUGAACGAGGGAAUUGGUAGAAAGAAGCGCGACAAACUUGGAGAAUCGUCAUCCGAUGGUAUUGGAUAUCGUACAACUUUCGGUGAGUUUGUUGUACCUGAGAAAGAUAUUCUUGUUUUUCAACUGUACCGUUCGUCAAAGAUGCGUAAAAUAGGAGCACGAUCGUAAACGCUAAGAACAUUCAGGCGACCGAUUCGCAUUCACUUCAGCUAAACCCGAAAUUCGGUUCUUCUGUAUACGAAAUUAUUGAUAAAGCGUACAUCGUAAACUUACUUGGUAAGAAAAGACAAAACGCGAAUGAUGUUAGCCGAGCAUUGUUAAUUGUCACACAUGCGAAUAUACAUACGUAUGUAUAUAUGGUCGCAAUGUUUGAGAAAUUUAAGGUCAAAUUUAAUAUGCGAUAAUAAUAUACCGAAGGAAAAGCAACAGAGAAGAAAGCACGAAUCCUACAAACGAUAUCUUUCUUCUUGAAUCGCUAGAAUAUACGGGGUAUGCAUAUGUAUGUACGUAUGUAUAUGUCAUCAUAAAACGUUUAACUUUUAAUUGGUACAUGUAACGUUAAAUCGUUAAAACAUUGACCCGUAAGAGAGUUAGAUCAAGUUAUUUUAUUCUUAAGUAUUUCAUACGGAUUUAUAAACUGUGUUUCACGUUAAUAAUCGGGCAUCCUUUAAAAUGGAAUAACUUUUUCAAAAUUGAGUCAAACAACUUGAGUUUUUUCACAAGCAAGAAGAAUCGGCUUACUGGAUGACGGGUAAAAACAAUUUUGAAAAAAAUUGCUAUUGCUCGGAAUCGCGAAGAAUAUAUUCGUCGUAACGGCAACUUUUUACGGUAUUUUUUUAUUUACCUGAGCCUAUAGCGGAAGUCACGUAGGUAAAAAGCAUACGUUUCGUAGAUUCGUGUCGCUUAUGAGUACUGAAAAUUUCAUGGACAUCGAGCUACAACAACGGUCAACAACAAUGGUGAAAAUCACAGUUUUUUUCACAACUUUCCACCUCUAACUGUAAUAAAUCGAAAGAUUCUUACAUCGUUUCGAUAUCUUUCGCUUGUGUCUCGCCAACAGGCUGAAAAAGUUAAUAAAGUUACAGGGUGCCCAUAUUAACGCAUCCUCGAUAUUAACGUGGCCGUCUAUAAACAAAAAUGAGAUAACCUUAAAAUUCCUGUCAUCGCUUAUGAACCAAUUCUAUCAGGUGAAAAUUAAGGAUACUUAAAUUAACAAUAAUUUCUUUCGAUUUUUUACCAUUCUCUAACGUUUUUGUCAUAAUUUAUACUCGUGUUCGUGUUAGAUUGAAAUGAAUUUUGAAUCAAAAGCAUGCACAAAUAAAAACUAUAGUAGAUAAUUGAUAUUACGUCAAAAUCGGAACAAGUGGUUCUCAUUUCCUUAUCUUUUAAUUCGCAAUUUAAUUUGCAAGUCAUAAACAUUAUAUAUUGUGCGAAAGAAUUGGCUACAAUCAUAUGUACAUACAUAUACAAGUACGUAAUGAUAAUUUUGUAAAAAGAAAAUCUCUGAAAACAUCGAAAAUAGCAUUUACAAUGCAAAUAUUUUACCUCUAUCUAAAGGUAAAUUCGUGAGCGUACAUGGGAAAUAGCUGAGUACGUACGUAUUUACAAGUUCAUUGAAUCGAGGCACUAUCGAUGCUUAUCUAAACGUAUUUCAGAGAUUUAACUACCUUUAAUCUCGCGUAAGUCACGGCGUAUCUCAAAUAUAAUAAUUUAAAAUCUA
This is a messenger RNA of Bombus terrestris (buff-tailed bumblebee), 9030 nucleotides long. RefSeq lists its product as uncharacterized. Gene Ontology annotation, cellular component: cell junction; plasma membrane. Lineage: Eukaryota; Metazoa; Arthropoda; Insecta; Hymenoptera; Apidae. The record is from RefSeq and is a predicted model, not a curated record. The coding region runs from base 449 to 3193 and encodes 914 amino acids. Gene Ontology annotation, biological process: positive regulation of hippo signaling. The transcript is spliced from 13 exons.